This is a messenger RNA of Alternaria hordeiaustralica, 2004 nucleotides long. RefSeq lists its product as uncharacterized. The record is from RefSeq and is a predicted model, not a curated record. Lineage: Eukaryota; Fungi; Ascomycota; Dothideomycetes; Pleosporales; Pleosporaceae. The coding region runs from base 1 to 2004 and encodes 667 amino acids. The transcript has 5 exons.
AUGCGGCUACUAUAUACCACAACCGAUGGGGGAAUCGCAUGGACAAAGGACAUCAUUCGCAGCGAGGACAUGCCUCGCUAUGCGAUCCUCUCACAUACUUGGGGGGAGCAAGAGGUAACCUUUGACGAUCUCAGAAGUCUCGGUAGUAUGAAUGAUGUGGAGGCUAGAAAUGAGGCGAUAGCAAGGAAAAGAGAGGGUUGGGACAAGAUUCGCUUCUGUGCAGCACAGGCAAAGCAUGACGGCAUCGACCAUUUCUGGGUAGACACUUGCUGCAUCGACAAGGCGAAUAACACGGAGCUUUCAGAGGCGAUCAACUCCAUGUUCCGCUGGUACCAAAACUCGCAAAAGUGCUACGUGUUUCUCACGGACGUCAAGGGCAAAUCCUCGGACGAGACCGGCGAACCAUCUUCAAGAUGGAAGGCAGCUUUUAAGACGAGCAGAUGGUUCACUCGAGGCUGGACGCUUCAAGAACUUUUGGCUCCGCGCCUCGUCGAAUUCUUUGCUGCAGAUGGAGCUUGGUUAGGGGAUAAAGAGUCGAUGGAACAGGUUAUACACGAGGUUACCAGAAUACCCAUAGAAGCUCUGUCAGGGAGUGAUUUGUCUGCGUUCAACGUUGAUGUACGGCUAUCUUGGGCACUCAGUCGCCAGACGACACGUGAAGAAGACGGGGCCUAUUGUCUUCUGGGCAUAUUCGACUGCCACCUGCCUUUGAUCUAUGGUGAAGGCAAAGAAAGCGCUUUCAAGCGCCUGAGGAAAGAAAUACAAGGUGAAGAGCGUCUCAGAAAGAUAAGCAGCUGGCUUUUAGCGCCUGACCCGACCAUUAACUACCACAAAGCGCACGAGCAGCGGCAAGCUAAUACCGGACUUUGGCUGCUGGAAGGCGCAGGCUUCAAGAGAUGGAAGCUGAGUGCAGCGUCGAAACUGUGGCUGUAUGGGAUCCCAGGAUGCGGCAAGACGAUUCUGAGUUCUACUAUCAUCGAGCAUUUGCAGCAGUACUGCGAUGAGGACGAUCGGAUGGUGACAGUAUAUUUUUACUUUGACUUCAACGAUGCGCAGAAACGGGAUCCAGGAUUGAUGCUUCGCUCACUACUCCGCCAGCUCUUGGAGCAUUCGGUCAUGAUACCCGAGGGUGUUGACGCGCUGUUCUCGUCUUGCGGGAAUGGACGACAACCGCCGUCAGUGUACGCACUUCUAGAGGUGGCACCGCAAGUGAUAAGGAUGUUCACCCAUGUCUAUGUUGUUCUUGAUGCCCUAGACGAGUGUACACAACGUCCACAACUGAUGGACAUGCUCGAAACAAUGUUUGGAUGGCAGCUUGGCACGUUACAUCUGCUUGUAACCAGUCGCAAAGAGCGGGAUAUCGAGAUGUCUUUGGAAAAUUACGUCAAGAAAGAUGAAAUCAUCUGUCUGCAGAGCGAUGUAGUAGACCAAGACAUAUCGCUUUUCGUCCAAGAAAGGCUACGUGAGGAUAAGAGGCUGGCAAAGUGGAAGAUGAACGCCCGCAUUGUACAGGAAAUUGAAGCUACACUGAUGCGCGGUGCUCGGGGAAUGUUCCGAUGGGCGUCACUUGCCGCUUUACCGCCAACGCUAGAUCAGACAUACGACCGAAUUCUCACUGCCAUAAGCGAGGACGACUGCGUCUACGCGAAGCGCAUCCUGCAGUGGCUAACUUUCUCUACAAGACCGUUGUAUCUCGAAGAAAUCGCGGAAGCCGUUGCUAUUGAUGUCACUCGCGAACCGGGUUUCGAUCGUGACGAAGUGCUCGUGGACCCGCUCGAAGCAUUGGACAUUUGUUCCAGUCUGGUUGCUAUCACAACGAUCAAGCAAGGGCCGUCGGAGCAGUACAGCAUGCAAGAAGUAGAGAGUCACGAAGCGCUGGCGAGAGCUUGUUUGAUUUACUUGAACCAAAUUCCACGUAAUUUCGUCCCAGAAUUCGACCAAUUCGACUUUGAGCUCGCUCAGUACUCCGCAGAGUCUUGCUAUGCGUCUGUUCUCGAUGCUUAA